This is a messenger RNA of Parasteatoda tepidariorum (common house spider), 4127 nucleotides long. Its product is annotated as mitogen-activated protein kinase kinase kinase 11. Gene Ontology annotation, biological process: protein phosphorylation. Lineage: Eukaryota; Metazoa; Arthropoda; Arachnida; Araneae; Theridiidae. Gene Ontology annotation, molecular function: ATP binding; protein binding; JUN kinase kinase kinase activity. The record is from RefSeq and is a predicted model, not a curated record.
UUAGAAAUUUGUAAACUUGCUCCUGCUAGUUUAUAUGGAGGAGAUCAAAGAGGUGUCAGGGUUCUAUCUUGUUGUUGAAAUGGUUAAGGUUAGAUCAUUUAUUUUAGUUUUCCAAAUGCUCUUUUCAGCAAUAGAUUUAUAAUAUUCACAUGGAAUGCGAGAAAACUCGAAAAUAAUCGAUACGAUAUUCAUCGAAAUAAAUGCGAUUUUUAGGCCUAAAGAUUCAUAACACAUGAUGACUUAGGUUAAUUUCUCGAUUUCCUUAACUUGUCUUCGGAUGCCAGACUGUUAUCGGGUUUCUAUGGAAUCUCUGCAUUCUAAUAUCACCGAAAAUUAUGGAAUCACCGACAAAACUCGACUGUGGACAGCCAUUUACGACUACGAAGCAUCAGGUGAAGACGAAUUGUCACUUCACCGCGGUGAGCAAGUGGAGGUGUUGUCGAAAGAUUCCAAAAUAUCCGGAGACGAAGGAUGGUGGACUGGAAAAAUAUGUGACAAAGUUGGAAUAUUUCCUAGCAAUUUUGUCACUUUGCUCAAUGUUAAUAAUGUCAAACCCAUUGAACGUGAGAGACCUUUUACUAUCAAGUUUUCAGAGCUUGAACUGGAAGAAGUUAUUGGUGUUGGAGGAUUUGGUAAAGUCUACAGGGGAUAUUGGCGUCGGCAAGAAGUAGCAGUGAAAGCCGCACGCCAAGACCCUGAUGAAGAUAUCAGUGUAACAAUUGAAAAUGUGAGGCAAGAAGCUAAAUUAUUUUGGUUAUUGAACCAUCCGAACAUUGUGACGCUCAAAGGUGUGUGUUUAGAUGAACCGAACUUGUGCCUUGUGAUGGAAUAUGCUAAAGGAGGUUCACUUAAUAGGGUAUUGAGUGGCAGAAAAAUUCCUCCUAAUGUUUUAGUCAGUUGGGCUAUUCAAAUUGCUAGAGGGAUGCAUUAUCUACAUUCUGAAGCACGCAUAUCACUUAUUCACCGUGAUCUAAAGUCCAGUAAUGUAUUACUGAGCGAACCGGUCGGCCCCAAUGAUCUAGAAAACAAGACUUUGAAAAUCACAGAUUUUGGUCUUGCGAGGGAGGUCUACAAAACAACCAGAAUGUCUGCAGCAGGAACUUAUGCAUGGAUGGCACCUGAAGUAAUUAAAUCGUCCACAUUUUCCAAAGCGGCUGAUGUUUGGAGCUAUGGUGUUGUAUUGUGGGAACUAUUAACUGGAGAAACACCUUAUAAGGGCAUUGAUGCCUUAGCUGUUGCUUAUGGAGUUGCAAUGAAUAAACUAACCUUGCCAAUUCCCUCAACAUGUCCACUGCCAUUUUCAUCUCUUAUGAAAUGCUGCUGGAACCCUGACCCUCAUCAAAGACCUUCUUUUGAUGUACUUUUAAAAGAGUUAGAGAUAAUUUCUCGCUCAUCAUUUAUGAAUACCCCUCACGAAUCCUUUCACUCAGAGCAAGAAAAAUGGAAAUGUGAAAUUCAAGAAAUGUUCCAUGAGCUGCGACUCAAAGAAAAAGAGUUGCGCUGCAGGGAAGAAGAAUUGACAAAAGCCCUAAUCCAACAAAAGAUUCAUGAGGAACAGUUGAAAAAAAGAGAGCUUGAACUUCAUGAGAGGGAAAUAGAUCUUUUGGAACGUGAAUUAAAUAUCAUGAUACUGCAGCAGCAGCAAGAUCGUCCGACACCUAAGAAGAGAAAAGGGAAGUUCAAAAAAAGUCGUUUGAGACUAUUAAAAAAUGGGGGCCAACAAAUAAGCAUGCCAUCAGAUUUUCGCCACAAUAUAACUGUUCAGCAAAGCCCAAAUCUACGAGGAAAUUCUAAAGGUUUGUAUAACCCAUCUAGUCCUGAUAGCCCACCUUCAUCGCCCAAUCUACCUCGACUACGAGCUUAUGCCUUGCAAACAGAUGGUCUGAAGGGUAAAACAUGGGGACCAAGUUCCGUACAUCAAAAGGAACGAUAUCAUUCUCGGCAGAUGUUUCCCAUUGAUGGGAAUAAAAGAUGGUCAAAAAGUGCUCCAAAUUUAGAGAAACCUCCGUUGCCAGUAUCUGGGGGUGGUAUUUUAAACACUGCAGCAUUAACAGAUAGUGCUUAUGACAGUGAGAUAAACAUCUGCAGAUCCUACAGUCUUCAUAACGGAAAUGGAGAGGUUUCUAGUAGCACAAAACGAUCCUCUCUGCCACGGAGGUUCAUGGGAUCCAUAUUGGGAAACAUGAGUGCCAUUCUAGCUUCAGUGGCUGCGGGAUUUGAUAUCAGAGCUCCCAAAUACUCUUCGCUCCACCCACGCUUACCCUCUGCUUGGCCCGAUGAUGUCGAGGACGCUGAAAAGUGGUGGCCAAAAGAGACUGGGCCACCUAAACUUAUUACAGAUUAUGAGUUCUCAACAGCAUCAGGGUACCCCCACAAUACUUAUCAUGGCCAAACUCGCCACUAUCGACCUAGUCUUUUAAUGGAUGGUUCUUCUCACUUGAAGUUUGCUGAUUUCCAAUGGAAUAAUGAGGCCUCGCCAUUGCCAACACCUCGAAAACUUUCCAAUACCAGCUGCGAAAGUGACAAUUUUAGUUCAAAUUUCAACUGCCCGACAGAUGUCCUUCAAGAUGCAAAAUUACCUGAAAAAGGUUCUUUCUCUGAAUGGUCUUAUCUCCAAGGAAAAUUUGCUUACGAUAACCCCGGUUCACAGAUUUCAACCUCGAGUGAUUUGAGCAGCAUUCAGUCACGCAUUCCUCAGCGAUCGAAAUACGGCCAUAAACGCACUCCUUCCAAUGUGUCAAAUGCUUCCAAUACCUCUUCGAACAUUAAUCCCUCCUUCCAUAGUGACGAGGCUGACACCAUCGAUUCAGAAGUUACUUCUCCACGCUUACUUAAAUAUUCAACAAAUGCUCCCUCUUUCCAACGCAGGAAAAGCCAAGAACGUCCCUCUACUUUAGAUAUUCAGGGUCAUAACAGUCGCUUACCGCCUUUACCGAAAAAAGGAAGGACCUCACCCAAGCAAUGGACUUCUUUUUCUGAUUCUGGUUCUCCAUUAAGAACAACUCCAACUGAUGGCAUGGGUACACCGAGUGACGAAAGCUCCGGAAGCACAGGAACUUCCAGAGUUCGAUUCUCUAUCGACGAGAGUGGUGGAUAUGUUAACCGAGUUGCUAGAGCAGAAGAAGAAAAGACCUUACUUGACCUCCCUGCUGAUGGGCAAUCUCAAGAUGGAACAAUUCCUUUAUCUGUCACAUUCCAUCGUGGCUUGAAACAGCGCCAAGUUGUGCUCCGCAACUGGGAGCGAAGUUACCUUGCAUAGUAUACAUCGUAUUGUGUUUUCGUUGGUGUCUGACAAGUUGGACUUGGAAAAUAAAAAGUUUGCCAAAUUGUGCUCAGAAACAUUACAUUCCUAAUAAAUGAGUGUCUAAUAGUCUUAAUCACUGAUAAUGUAAUUGUAAGGAGAAUAUUCUUGAUACUUAAAAUUUUCAUAUCUUGCCCAACUCUAUUUUUGAUAACUUAAGUAUUUAUUUUAGUAGUAACAUUCCUUGAAUUAAAUUAAAAUGUUGAUUCAAAAAGGGUUAGUAUGUUUGAUGAAAUAUGUAAAGAUCAGGCAUAGGAAUAUCUACUAUUGCUUCAUUCAGUAAAACAUCGCAGUGAGAAUGUUUACAAUAUUCUAGAAGUGUGUAAUCAAGAGACUGGUAGUUUUCUAUGGUCGGAGAUCAUCUUUCAUUGAGGUGUUUUGCAUUACGACAUAACUUGACAUCCUGUCACUGCAAGAAGCACGUUUAUUCCUUGUUGGUAUGUUAAAAAAAUUUUGAAUCAGUUCACCAAAGCUUAGUUGGUUGAAGCAAUGGUGGAUAUUCCUAUUUCCUUGUCAUUUUUAGUGUAUGCUUAUUUACAUGUGUGUUAAAAAUUUGUUUAAAAAAAUUUUCAUCUUUUAAAUUUGUUUAAUUUUAUAUACUAAUUAUAAUUAAUAAUUUUAACUCUUUUUUUUUUUUUUUAAAGUUUCUAUUUAUUUCUAUAAAGUCACAAAAUUGAUUUAUCCUCAUAAUUUAAAUGACUGUGAAUCGGAGUGACUAAUUUUAACUAUGUCAGUUAACACUUUGCCGACUAAUUGGGAGAUAUACCCAUUUGUCAAUAGUUAGUUUAAAAAAUGCACGGUGGCUAGCUUUUACUUAGGUGCAAUU